Molecule: messenger RNA, 1475 nt
Organism: Schistosoma spindalis
Lineage: Eukaryota; Metazoa; Platyhelminthes; Trematoda; Strigeidida; Schistosomatidae
Source: the annotation of a GenBank genome assembly
AUGCAUUGCAGGCGCGUUAAUUGUAUCAAGCGCUACUAAGAGCAAUGAGUAUUUUGUCGAAGGCCCCCUUAAUUUCCAAGUUUGUAAAAAUCACCCUGAAUGAUAUGAUUGUUGGCCGAAAACAUGUUUUUGGCACUCAUCUAACUCCACUAUUUCAUCACUUCUGCACAAAUUCGGUAUCAAGCUCUGAUAAACAGGAGCCCAUAAAGGAAAGCCUUCAUACAAAUAUCCGUAAAAAUUACAAAGGCAAGCUAUAUAAACAAGCUGAUUUAGCAACAAGUAUAGAAUAUUUUAAUUCUGAUGGUAUGUCAACGAUUUCCUUUCGUCCAACCUUCUUUUUAGUAUUUAGAAAUACCUAUAAAGGAAAACCUGUAUGGUUUUACUACAGACGUAACUAUAAGGGACACUUUCCUUCGAGUCUAACAAGAAAAAAUUGUGUUCAUUUUGGAAAAUUCGUAAGCUCAAAUCCAUGCCCCAUUUGUCGUGAUGAAUAUUUGGUAUUGAGUCAUCGACACAUUGAACUGUUAAAGCAGUUUAUCAAUCCGGAUACUUUAGAAAUCUUUCCAUUAUCUAAAACUGGUAUAUGCAGACAUCAGUAUAAAAUUUUACAACAUGAAGUCGAAAAAGCGCGUGACUUAGGUUUAAUUCAGACAUGGUUGCCUUUCUACUUAUAUAAUUACCAUGAUUACUAUGAUUAUUUACCAAAGGAUCAAUUAAAUGAAUUACUUAAAAUCAAUAACAGCCAACUUACACAUCAAGAUGUUGUUAUAUCGUCAAAUGAUAUUGCCUCCUUACCGUUGGAUAUACAAGAAAUUUUAAAAGCUAAUCAAUCUAUACCACAUGCAGUGGAAUUCACCAUUCAAUUACCAGAGAUUAAUGUUGAUCGACCAAAGUUACGUGUACUACAUAACAAUCUCCUUUCUAAAGAAGGAAGUUUAUAUCAACGGGGAAGAAAUCUAUGGACAUCAAUUAACGAAGGUCAUGGAUCACUGUAUUUUAUAGCUCCUCAAACACGUCUACGUGUAGUUGACAAUAGUCCAUGGAGUAGUAUUGCUCCCGCAACUCAUAUAAACACUGGUAAAGAUCAAUCAGUCAAGAAAGCUUCUAACACUGAUCAAAAACUAUCAAAACCAGUUAACGAUACAAAAGAUGUGUCCAAUUUACUUUCACUAGGUUCAAAAGUACUAUCAAUUAAACCAGCAAAAUGUAUUCGUGUUUAUAAUAAACGAAACAAGGGAACUAUAGGUGAUAAAGUAUUGGUUGCUGUUAAUGGAGAAAUGAAAAAAGGUUGGAUUGUUGGUGCCCGACUACCAUCUGUUAAUGGUUGGCCACGUUUUGACUCAAACAAUAUUGUGCUUAUUGAUAAUGAUGGCAAUCCACUAGGUACACGAAUACUUGUCCCAGUACCAGCGCGAUUACGAAGUUUAUCAGGGGAUAUAACGAAAAUUUUGUCAAUAGCUAGUUCAUUUGUAUGA